Messenger RNA from Kwoniella shivajii, 4785 nucleotides. RefSeq lists its product as uncharacterized. The coding region runs from base 1 to 4785 and encodes 1594 amino acids. Gene Ontology annotation, biological process: positive regulation of transcription by RNA polymerase II. The record is from RefSeq and is a predicted model, not a curated record. Lineage: Eukaryota; Fungi; Basidiomycota; Tremellomycetes; Tremellales; Cryptococcaceae. Gene Ontology annotation, cellular component: nucleus. Gene Ontology annotation, molecular function: ATP binding; ATP hydrolysis activity; chromatin binding. The transcript has 13 exons.
AUGUCUCCUCCCGUUUCAAACAUUCCAGCUUCGUCAGUACCUUAUUAUCCCUCAUACCCACAACAACCACCCGUUCAACCUCCACAGCCGGGUCUGACACCUAAUCCAAUCUACGGAUAUCAACCCCACCAGCAGGAUAUUGACGUAUCAAGCUGCCCUGUUGAUCAGACCAAGGGUUACCCAACAGGAGGAGGUGCAUCCUUGAAUUUUGAGCAACUCCACCAGCAUCAACAUUACUUUCAACAACCAUCAUUUGUAAACCCGGAUCAAAACAACAGGUCUCAAACGUCCUACCCAACUUCCUAUCAACAACCGACCCAUCCUGCGUAUCACCUUUCGCAACCCGCAUACGGUCAACAUCAGCCUUAUUCAAAUUCCCCUCAACCGCAAAACUACCUGAGUCAAGCACAACCUUCGCCUUAUCAACGUUUAGCUCCUCAACAUUCUUUGAGUCCUGCUGUGACCGGAUCUCCUGGAUUAUACAGCCUCUCUCCUCAACCAACAUACUCUCAACCUCUACCCAGCCAACCGACAGGUGCCGUUGAUCCUUCUUUGGUCUGGAAUCAGCCCAGCCAGCUAGCGCCUGCCCGUGUCAUCUCUCAGCCUCAAACUUCCAUCGUGCCGCAUCCAAAUCCUUCUGCCACUACGCAUUCGGUAUCGCCAAUCAAGCUCAAGCUAAGACUCAACCCACCACCUCUAUCUCAACUCCCUGAGAUGGCUGGUCGUUCACGUUCAGCGGCGAUCGUAGAGCAAGUGGGUUCAUAUGCUGGUAGACCACGAAGAGGAGCAUCUCAACGGGCACAAGCUCACAUGGUUAGUUAUAGAGAAGACGACGAAGAGGAGCUCGAAGAUGCAGAAGGAGAAGAUGAAGAAGAUGAAGAGCAAUAUAAUGAUGUGAAGUAUGAUCUUGAUCACAAGCAGCCUGCUACUGCUCCGCGAUCCACGAGGUCUACAAGAAUAGUAAAAGCACCUGAAAGGUUUGGAGACGAAGAUGACUUCGAGAACAAACUCAUGCCGUCUAGUCCUCCCGACCCAGAACCUAGGAGAGCUAGUGGAAGAGCUAGGAAGAUGGUUGUUGAUCCUGAUGAAGAUGAAGAAGAAUUCAAACCACCUCCCAGAAAUGCUUUUCCCACUCGUGCUACAAGGGCCUCAAUUGGCUCUACAACAGCAACACAACUUCCUUCAGCAGGUCCUUCAUAUACCAAUGGCAAUGCAAGAUCAUCAGGUCGAAACACUCGGCAGUCAAAUAAGGUCAGGCAUUCUUCAGCAGAUGGGGAAGAUUUUGAACCUACAGAAGAUGAAUCGGUAGAUGAACAUAUCUCCAGUGAUCCCCUAGGUAAUUACGAGGAUGAAGAAGAGGAGGAUGAUGAUGAUUUGGAAUCAAGAUCAUCUCGUGGUUCUCCCAGAAAGAGGAGUAGUAGGAAUACCCGAAGCAGCAGGACGACCACUCGCUCGGCACCGACUCGAAGAGCUACCAGGAACUCGAAACGUGCCGAGCCAGAUUCAGAUGACGAUUAUGGGGGUGGUAGACGUAAUUUAAGGGCUAGAACUUCUAGACCAAAUUAUCAUAUACCGACUAUGGAUGACCUCAGCAAAGAAAUUAGCAUGGCCGAAGUUAUCGCUGCUUCAGCUAGACCAAACGGUCGUCCUGGUGGGGUGGGUGGUUUAGGUGCAGGCGUCAGAUUUGGAGCAAGUACAGGUAAUAAAGGUCUGCCGUGGAGCACGAAAGGUAAAGAUCUGGCUCAAGCUAUGGGCGAUCCUGAUACCAGUGAUUCGGAUGAUUUUGCCUCACCUCUCAAGAGCGGUGCGGCUGGCCCGUCCAUGUCCAGCGCUGCGCCUGUGCAGAGGACCAACGCUGUGGGCCCUUCGGAUGUGCCAAACUAUGGACGAAUCAAUCCUAAGUCAAACAUGGCCGAUGCAGAUCCUCUUGGAGUAGACAUGAAUGUAACGUUCGACAACGUAGGAGGACUGGAUGAUCACAUCAAUCAACUGAAAGAAAUGGUAGCUCUACCUCUCCUAUAUCCGGAACUAUUUCAGCAGUUCGGUGUCACUCCUCCUCGAGGUGUUUUAUUCCAUGGUCCUCCUGGUACGGGUAAAACACUUCUAGCAAGAGCGCUGGCCGCGUCAUGUAGUACAGGAAACACCAAAAUUGCUUUCUUCAUGCGUAAAGGAGCCGAUGUACUUUCCAAAUGGGUCGGAGAGGCUGAAAGGCAAUUAAGAAUGCUCUUCGAGGAAGCGAGAGCUUGCCAACCCAGUAUAAUCUUCUUUGACGAGAUCGAUGGCAUCGCCCCUGUAAGAAGUAGUAAGCAGGAUCAAAUUCACGCUUCGCUAGUUUCGACUCUGUUAGCGUUGAUGGAUGGAAUGGACGGACGAGGCCAAGUCAUAGUGAUAGGAGCUACCAAUCGACCUGAUGCAGUCGAUCCUGCGCUUCGUCGACCAGGUCGAUUUGAUCGAGAAUUCUACUUCCCGUUGCCCAAUAGGACAGCUAGGAAGAAGAUCAUCCAGAUAAACACAAGAAAAUGGGAGCCACAACUUUCGGACGAAUUCUUAGACAAGUUAGCUCAGCUGACGAAAGGAUAUGGUGGUGCUGAUCUACGUGCCUUGUGUACGGAGACUGCUCUCAAUGCCAUCCAAAGGCGAUACCCGCAGAUAUACAAGACCGCUGAUCGGCUGCAGCUGGAAACGAAAUCAAUUCAUGUAUCUGCUAAAGACUUCAUGAUGUCCAUCAAGAAAAUUGUACCUUCCUCGGCUCGAUCAACAUCUUCCGCGGCUGUGCAGCUCCCUUCACAUCUCGUUCCUCUCUUAUCAGCCCCAUUAGAGCGGAUUCGUGAAGCGAUCGACCAUGUGCUCCCUCCAAGGAAGCACGCGACCGCUUUGGAAGAGGCUGAAUUUGAAGAGGAAGAAGGAGAUAGCUUCGAAAAGCACAUGAUGCUUCAAUCCUUGGACAAAUUGAGGACUUUCAAACCCAGAAUACUGGUUCACGGUGACGCAGGUAUGGGGCAAACCUACCUCGGACCUGCUAUCUUGCACCAUUUGGAAGGCUUCCACGUCCAGAGUUUCGACCUGGGUACUUUGAUGGGUGACUCGACUAAAUCGGUCGAAGCAGCCGUUGUGCAGCUGAUUAUCGAGGCUAAACGUCACCAGCCCUCGAUCAUCUUCGUUCCUGCAUUGUCAGCGUGGGCGUCAACUAUCAGUGAAACUGCUCGGGCAACAGUCAGAACUUUACUUGAUGGUAUUCCACCAUCUGAUCCAAUCUUGGUAUUUGGAAUGUCCGAUGCUCCUGUAGAUGAAUUACCUGGAGACGUGAGAGGCUUGUUCGGAUUCGGACCUGAGAACAGGAUUGAGUUGGAACUACCUACCAGAUCUGAACGAACGGAAUACUUCUCUGAUCUUCUGACCGCCCUGCAUCGCCCGCCGACGGAAUUUCCAGAUGGCGUUCCCCGCCGUAAGCGUGUGUUCGAGGAAUUACCGCUAGCUGCUCCCCUUCCACCACGUCAACCUACAGCAGCUGAGCUUCUGAGGGAGGAAGAGAAGGAUCAAGCUGCUCGAGACAUGAUCUUUCAGUCAUUCGUUCAUCUUGUCAGAGACUUCCUCAAAAGGCACAGGAAAGUUGUCGCCGGUGUCAAGGAGGACGCGCUUGCGUAUUCCAACUACUUGGCGGAGCAAGCUGCUAUAGCAAGUGCUCCUGCUCCUCCACCCGACAUUACAGACCCAGAGAUAGCUGCUAUCGUCCCCACCCUGGAUGGUGAUACAGCUAUGGCUAUCGACCCAUCAAUUCCGACGAUGGUUGCAGAUGAGCCGUUACCUGCUGUCAUCGUAUCUGAUGGGACUUCCGCUACAAUCUCGAUUCUUCCAGCAAUUCCGACAGCUCCCGCCGAAGCUGUCUGGCAAGCUCAUCCCGUCGAUAUUGACACUUUGCAAUUCAAGCUUUUGAAGCACAAAUAUUACACUCCAUCAGACUUCCUAUCAGACAUAGGUAAGAUAGAAGAAAACGCCGAGAAAUUAGGUGAUCCUGAACGAUUGGCUAGAGUGAAAGAGAUGGCUAGUAGUGCAAGGUAUCAUGUUCAGGGAUUUGAUCAAAAAUGGAUACCUGAAUUUGAAAGGUAUAAAGAGAGAGUGAUGGCUAAGAAAGCUGAGAAACAGAGAAAGAAGGAAGAAGCUUCGUUAGCUAAAGAAAAAGACAAGAAAGUUGACGAUCACAUUGCCGAAGAAAAUGGAACGAGUCAAAAUCAGCCUAAUGUCAAUGGUGAAGGGUCGUUGAAGAGAAUUAGAGAAGACGAAACUGAGGAUGAUCCGUCAAUACAGGGAAGAGAGAAAAGAACAAAAGAAUCAGAAGUGGAAGUGGAAGUGGAUGCAAACACGCACACGAAUGCGAAUGAGGGUAUAGAAGCGGAUCUGAAUGAUCCAUAUUCAAUUGCCAAUUCAAUCAGCGCAAAUCUAAACCGUGAUUUAGAUCAAAACCAAAUACAAUUACCAACAACUCUUCCUUCGUCGGUCACUGUACCAUCACCCAACGCCAAUCUCAGCUCAAGUCAAUUGACGACGAUUAUUCAUCCCCCGUUCAUAAUCCCAGAAGAAGAACUGAAAGGUCUCAAACUAGACUUGGAUUUAGUGUCUAGUACACUAAAUAUCGACCAAUUGGAACAGAUGAGAGCAAGUCUAUUUGAUAUCAUCUGGAGAGGGAGAACCGAAUGGAAUAGAAAAGAGAUGAUGAUGAAAAUGAGACAAAGAACCAUUGAAUGGGGUAGAGAAGUUGAAAAGUGGAGAGAAGGUGGCAGAUGGUAG